GUCGAGUACGGACGUUGCCUCGCGCUCUCCUUCAGUAUUAUAUACAGAUCAUUAUUUCCUCACCUCUCAGUUAUAGAGUCCCACUGUGUGAGCGGACGCAAGUAUAAGACUGUUGUGAACGGUCUAGCCGUGUGGCAUGUGUGUAGUGGUGCCGUGGAGAGCCCUAGGACUGGUGAUCCUUUAACUCCUGCGACGCUGGAGGAUUGUUUGAGUUAUCGAUGAUAAGUUCGUGUGAUGAUGUUCAUUGUGGGAGUGUGACGUGAUUUGACGGAAUGUGUUGGUGGCUAGCGUGGGCGGCGUUGGUGGGCGUGGCGUGGGCGUUCUGUCCCACUGGAUGUUCGUGCGACGACGACGGGCCCAGCGCCCGCUGCGUGGGCGUGGGAAUUAACGUCGUGCCUAUCCUCUUUAACCCGGGCCUUCGUCGCCUCAAUCUGGCGCAUAAUUCAAUCAGCUCCGUCGGUCAGUCUCUCGUGUUCUUCGACCAGCUGGAGGAGUUGGACUUCUCGCACAACAACCUGUCCGACCUGGGCGCCGGCAAUUUCCAGGUGCAGGUGAGGCUGCGGGAGCUGCGCCUCGGUCACAACAACCUGUCGUCCCUGGACGCCGGGGCCCUCAGGGGCCUGUCGUCGCUGACGCUACUGGACCUGAGCCAUAACAUCUUGCCGGAGCUGCCGGCCGCGGCCCUCCUGGAUGUGAAGGGCCUCAAGGUGCUCCUGCUGGCGCACAACAAGCUCCACACGCUUCCUCUGCACUCCUUCCGCGGGUGUCAGGGCCUCCACGUGCUCGACCUGUGUGAUAACUACUUCAGACAUGUGCCCACGGCAGCCCUGGGCGACCUGAAGGUGCUGAAGGCGUUACAUCUCUGUCGCAACCGUCUGUCCCGCCUGGAACCCAACGCUUUCCACACGGAGGCCCUUGUGACGCUCUCACUCGAGACCAACAGCAUUGAAUUCGUCGCCGAUACUGCGUUCCAGCGCUUGCAAGGGCUCCUGAAGCUAAAUCUCAACGACAACUUAUUGCGAGAGGUGCCGACACUGGCCCUGGCAUCGCUCUUUAUGUUGGAUUCUCUCUACAUCAGCAGGAACAAACUAAAGAGCCUGGAAGGCGGUGCUUUCCGAAGCCUGGACCAGCUGACAUCGCUGGAGAUCUCCCGAUGUCCCCACCUGACGAUGCUGCACCCCGGGGCUCUCACCCAGUGUGUAAACCUGCGCAAGCUCACGCUCUCACACAACCCGCUGGUGAGACACCUUCCCCGAGGCUUCCUCACCUCCCUCCCACGCCUUCUCUCCCUCGACCUCCGCGCCAACGGCCUCCAGAGUCUGCCAGCGACGGAGGUCACGUGGAGGUCGCUAGCCAGCCUGGACCUGCGGGGCAACCCCAUGGUAUGCAACUGUUCCUUGAAGUGGCUGGCAGAGGUAUUGAGUGCCUCCAACACGUCCCUCACCGCUCCUGACCUCCAGUGCGCCGCCCCGCAGAAGGUCAGGGGACUAUACCUCUCCAG
Molecule: messenger RNA, 1501 nt
Organism: Procambarus clarkii (red swamp crayfish)
Lineage: Eukaryota; Metazoa; Arthropoda; Malacostraca; Decapoda; Cambaridae
Source: RefSeq, a predicted model, not a curated record